Anopheles marshallii is the source of this 4446-nucleotide messenger RNA. It is a transcript of the gene Ptp69D, whose product is annotated as tyrosine-protein phosphatase 69D. Bases 1 to 4401 code for a protein of 1466 amino acids. Gene Ontology annotation, molecular function: protein binding; protein tyrosine phosphatase activity. The transcript is spliced from 12 exons. Gene Ontology annotation, biological process: protein dephosphorylation. NCBI's taxonomy places the organism in Eukaryota, Metazoa, Arthropoda, Insecta, Diptera, Culicidae. The record is from RefSeq and is a predicted model, not a curated record.
AUGUGGAAAAAGCAAGCCUCCCUGUGUUGGCUCGUAAGUGUCUACGUCGUGUGUCAGCUGGUCGCAGCGAAGAAUAACCAAGUGCGAGAGGAAUACUUCAUUACCGGUAGCAACGGAACACUGUCCUGUGCCACAUCGGAAAACCAGAACAUUGUGUGGCAAAAGAAUGGCGCAAACAUUUCAAACUCUCGAAUAUCGUUCCUUAUCGUGGACAGCAGCGAGGCGGUACGAAAGUGGCCGUACUUUGUGCUCGAGGACGAGGCAGACGAUGCAAAUGCUCAGAAACUGUUCUACACGCUGACGAUAAACAAUUUUACCAAAUCGGACGAAGGGAACUACACCUGCUACAACCUGGAAAAUGGUCUCAACGUGUCGUACUCCGUACGCACCGUAAUUUUACCAAAGAUCACCCAAACUAGCAAUGACAAAAUUAGAACUAAGACGACCAGCAUCCAACAGUUGUACUGUGUGAUCGAGGCAUUCCCGCUGUCACACACCGUCUACUGGGUGAAGGAGGAUGCGUCGGGUGAAAACAGUAUGAAAGCGCUGGCCAACAAUUCAGCACAGCGUGAGAUCGACGAACGGCACAUGAAUGCAACCCUAACACUGCGCGAUCUCACAAAAGCCCACAACGGAACGUACUCGUGUGUGGUAAUGCCUUCGCCACAGAUGCAAGCCAAUUAUGAGGUUAAGAAAUCGAUGGCCCUAUUGAUCCUGGACGUGCCACAGGUAACGAUCGAUUACGCGAAAGCGGUCGGUGCCAACAAGAUCUAUCUGAACUGGACGGUCAACGAUGGGAAUGAUCCGAUUAAGAACUACAUCGUGCGAUACCUGAAAACGGGUGAUCAGACGUUUACGUAUUACCGUGAAAAGAUAGGAGGAAACAAUUCUUACUACGUGCUGGACGGAUUCGAACCCGGGACGGACUACAAGAUCAGUUUGGGUGCAUCCAAUGGGCAGGGUGAUAGCAAGCAUCAUGAAUACAGUGAAACCAUUCGGACACUCGACACUGACCCGAGCUUCACGCCGCUGGUGGAAGUGAAAGGAAGCACCCACUCUACGAUCACCAUCGGGUGGGCACCACCGCCAGCAAAUCUCACCGAUUAUAUCCAAUACUACGAGCUGGUCGUAUCGCUUGCCGGUGUAAAUGCUUCCAUUAUGAAAAAGGAAGCGUUCCAUCCGCAGAAUAGUCGUAAUUUACCGUACAUGUUCGACAAUCUAGCUACGGCGACAGAAUAUACCUUUCGUGUGCGGGCUUGCAGUGAGCUGACGAAGAUUUGCGGCAAUUGGUCAGAACCAGUCAACGGAACGACCAGCGAUGGACAAGCAUCGUCUCCACGGAACCUCAAAAUAACUUGCUCACAUCAUAACAUUUCGCGUCGUAACUUUGUGCGCGUGCGAUGGGACGAACCGGAAAUUCCAAACGGCAAAAUUAUGUCCUAUCAGACCAUCCUGAGCGGGGUCGCUAACUAUCGCUCGGAGUUUGGUAUGAUGAAGAACGAAAGCUGGGGACCGAAGAUUAAAAACAUUCACACACUGUCCACCGAGUAUGAUAAUGUGCCGCCGAACACAAACUACACAGUGAACGUUACAGCCCACACGCGCACAAAACGGCCCGGUGUGGUUGCAUCGGCCACCUGUACCAUGCCGGCUACAACGCCCGACAAUCUGGGUCGCAUCAGUUGGGGCAAGUUACGCACGGACCAGGAUGACUGGAUCUUUAAGUUGUUUUUGCCACGACUUUCUGAGCGGAAUGGACCGAUCUGUUGCUAUAAGAUAUAUCUAACGCGGAUUCACACACACCACAACGGUUCGCUGCCUGCGCCUGAGAACGCACUCAUUACGAGUUAUGCCGACGUGCAUUCGAUCAAUAACACUCACGGGGGAACGUAUCUGGCCGAGGUGUUUGCUGGUAUGAACAGCCAGACGGAGGUAUUUCUGGGCGAUGGGAAGAAUAGUCCAGCGGUCGGGUUAUGCGCACAGUGUCUUCAAAUGCGGCACCCAGUGCAUCAUCCGGAACCAGAACGUCCAGCAGCUACAACAGAAUUGCCUGCUGCUAAAGAUGAUCUUCCAGCUGAUGACGAUGUGACAUCAGCACCUGGCGGAGGAAGAACGGGCAACGAAGCGGUACCAUUAGAAGAUGAACGGAAAGCGUAUGCCAAUCAUGAGAAACGAGAUACGGGAAAAUAUUUCGAGGCACUGCCCCGUUUGGAGACGGUGUUUGACGGUGCUCUGGAUCCGACUAGUAAUUACACCGGUUUUCUGGAGGUUGUCGUAAAAACCGAUAGUGGUGAUGAUGGACGUGACUACGUUUCAACAUUUAGCGAAUACUUCCAAGAAAUGAAUGCCGGCGCACCAUUGGAAGAAGAUACGGAUGGAAACGAUAUUUCCUACAUACUGAACAUUGUUAUACAAGUCUUGCUGGCACUGAUUGCCGUUGUCGUGAUUGUGCUGAUGGUCCUUUGUUUCUUACACAAGCACGUCAGUAACAAUAUUGCGCAGGAAGGAGAAGCGAUUAGUUUGGGUGACUCUUUGAGACGCGCCCUCUGCAAUGGUGGCCGUGGUGUUAAUGCUCAUCAUCGUCAUUUGCUCGGUUCCAACAGUGCCAAGCCGCCGGUCCUUCCGCCGAUCUCAAAAGACGAUCUCCCGAAAGCGUACAAUGAAAAGCACAAAGACUCCGACUACGGGUUCCAGCAUGAAUUCGAGCUGCUACCGGACAAGUUUGCCGACCGGACGACAAAGAACUCCGACAUGAAGGAAAAUAUGCCGAAGAACCGGUAUCCCGACAUCAAGGCGUAUGAUCAGACGCGCGUGAAGCUAACCCCACUGAACGGAUUGGCCGGAUCGGACUACAUUAAUGCGAACUUUGUGAUCGGAUACAAGGAGCGGAAGAAGUUCAUCUGUGCCCAGGGUCCUAUGGAUGCAACUAUCAAUGAUUUUUGGCGCAUGAUCUGGGAACAGCAUCUGGAGAUUAUCGUUAUGUUGACGAAUCUGGAAGAGUACAACAAAACCAAGUGCGCAAAGUACUGGCCAGAAAGUACGAACGAUUCUAUUCAGUACGGUGAGCUACUGAUCACCUUCCAGUCUCUAACAUACUAUGCUGAUUAUAUCAUUCGCACGCUAAAGGUCACAAAACGGUCCGCCAGUUCUGGGGAGGAAACAUCGCGCGAGAUCAGUCAAUACCACUAUCUGGCGUGGAAGGAUUUCAUGGCCCCGGAGCAUCCACAAGGCAUUACUAAGUUCAUCAAUCGUAUUAAUGCCGAAUACUCGCUGCAGCGUGGCCCUAUACUGGUGCACUGCAGUGCGGGCGUCGGUCGAACAGGCACGUUUGUAGCUCUCGAUACGCUAAUGCAGCAGCUACAGGAGGAGGGUCAGGUGUUUAUUUUCAACACCAUUUGUGAUAUGCGAUAUCAAAGAAAUUUCCUCGUCCAAUCUUUGAAACAAUACAUAUUCUUGUAUCGAGCCCUGGCCGAGCUGGCCUAUUUUGGUGAUACAGAGAUCGAUCAAAAGUCGCUGGCAAGCACAAUUGAGGCGUUGAAACAACCGUCUUCAGAGAAUGUCGAAAUAUCACGGCUUGAGCUCCAGUUUCAGCGUUUAAAAGCGUUCCAAGAGGACACGCGGAAAACCACCACAAUGGGUUCGAGUGAGGAGAAUAAACCGAAAAAUCGCUCCGACACGAGCAUUCCGUACGAUAAGAACCGUGUCAUACUGGCCCCUAUACCCGGGAGGGAUCAUUGCACCUACAUCAAUGCGUCCUUUAUCGAUGGUUACGAUGAUGAGAACAACUUCGUGAUUACGCAGGACCCGAUGGAGGAAACCAUUUUCGACUUUUGGCGCAUGAUAUUCGAGCAGCGCAUCAAAACGAUCGUCAUGUUUUCAGAGAUUGGUGACGGUCCCAACAAGUGUCCCAGAUAUUGGGCAGACGAGGAGAUGAAGUACGAGAAUUUGCUGGUGUCGUACAUCCAGAGUGAGAGUGGUCCUUACUACACGAAGCGCGAGUUUACCGUCACCAACUGCAAAACGAACGACACGAUCCACGUGACACAGUUCCAGUAUAAUGGGUGGCCCACGGUAGAGGGCGAAGUCCCAGAGGUAACUCGUGGUAUGAUCGAGAUUGUGAACCAGGCGCAGAAGCAUAGCUCUCAGCAGCAGGACAUCUUUACAAUUGCCGUUCACUGCAGUCUCGGAACGGACAAAAGUUCCCUUUUCGUUGCCAUGUGUAUAUUAGUGAUGCAGCUGAAGACGGAGAAACGUGUCGAUAUUUGCACGGUGGUGCGAAAACUUCGAGCACAACGUAGUUUAAUGAUACAGACAUAUGCACAAUAUGAGUUCUUGCAUAGGGCUAUUGUAAAUUUUGCUGAUCUGUAUAAAAUAUCGCUAGGCAUCGUAAACGAUUGUUGAUAGAAGGCAUAGAGACCGGCUCGAGGUAGUAAUUAAUAUUCGAAC